AAUAUAUAUUUAAAUUUUUACAUAAGUGUUUAAUCAUCGCUAAAAAAAUAUGCCAAAAACAUUGAUUAUAGUGAUUCUGGAUGAAAGUGGAAGUAUGGGAAACAAAAAGAGUGAUGUAUUGGGUGGGUUCAAUAGUUUUGUGUCCGAUCAAAAACAAAUCAAAAAUGAUCAUGCUAGAUUGUACAUGGUCAAAUUUAAUACUACAGUUUCCAUUGUACAUAAAGGCAUAGACUUAGCCAACGUACCUGAAUUGACAGCAAAUAACUAUUUGCCGGGAGGUAUGACCGCACUGUACGACGCUAUAGCAGAGGGCGUACGACUUGCCGAUAGAGACAAGAAAGACGAUGAACGGGUCAUAUGUGUUAUUAUGACCGACGGAGAGGAGAACUCCUCUCGCGAGACAACCAAACAACAGGUAAAAGAUAUCAUAACCGGGUAUCAGAAUAGAGGCGACUGGACUUUCGUCUAUAUCGGUGAAAACCCGGACCGAUGGAGCCGUGACGCCGGUAUGUCCGGUGGCAAUGCCAUCAACUAUGAUCACGUGGACACCCGACGCAACUAUAUGAUGGCCAAUAGUGCCGUUUCACAGUUUCGCAAAUCACUGUCCAAACAGAGCAGCAAUUUGUUGUCAAAUUAAGUAUCGAUAUUACUGUAUUGUAAAAACAUAUUUAAUUUAGUUAUUAAUUUGGUUUUUUAAAAGAUUGAUUAAUUUUUAUUUAAAAUAAUUUGUAUAUACAAUAUAUACUUAAUUUUUCAAAUUAUUUUCUAAUGUUAAAUAAUUGUA
Molecule: messenger RNA, 784 nt
Organism: Oppia nitens
Lineage: Eukaryota; Metazoa; Arthropoda; Arachnida; Sarcoptiformes; Oppiidae
Exons: 2
Coding region: 50-637 (195 amino acids)
Source: RefSeq, a predicted model, not a curated record